Patiria miniata (bat star) is the source of this 3468-nucleotide messenger RNA. RefSeq names its product tubulin polyglutamylase TTLL11-like. Gene Ontology annotation, molecular function: tubulin-glutamic acid ligase activity; tubulin binding. The transcript has 7 exons. Gene Ontology annotation, biological process: microtubule cytoskeleton organization; protein polyglutamylation. The record is from RefSeq and is a predicted model, not a curated record. Lineage: Eukaryota; Metazoa; Echinodermata; Asteroidea; Valvatida; Asterinidae. Gene Ontology annotation, cellular component: cilium. Bases 124 to 2229 code for a protein of 701 amino acids.
ACUGUUUUCAGCACAACAGUCUAGUAAACAUUUCGUAUGACAACGGAUGCGGUCCAAAUAUAUGACUGGAAUUUCGCGAUUGCGUUUUGUAGAUAAAAUCUUGAUGAUGAUGAUAAAAUAACAAUGAGUGUAAACCCUCCUCAGAGCAGAAGGAAUUCGGCAAUUAAGCUGGAUCCGAUUGGGAAGGUGGAUUCAGGCUUCCAGCGGACGUUUUCGAGCGGGCAAAGUAAACCGGACGUGGCGGUCGCGGUUACCGUGCACGGCGUCGCGCCCCUCGGGAGAAGCAACACGGUUCUCCCGCGGAGCAAUGCUGGGAUCAACGACCCAUCGCCGGAGUGGGUUGCGGCAAAACACAAUGCCACCCUACCUCCUCCUCUUGAGACCACGGAACAAGGCUCAGAACCCAUGGAUACAAGCGCAUAUAAUCCUCGCCAGUCGCCGGCCAGCGGUAAGAAAAAGACCAAGGGACGGCGGGCGCGGACUCGGCGGGCAGUGCGGCCGUUUCUGACGGUGCAGAUGUCCAGGGCGAAAUCGGGGGCCGAAGUGUUGAGGAUCAGUCUGGAGGAACUCGGCUGGCGAUGGAGAGAGGUGUGCGGUGCUCGCAAGAACCCCUGCGAUUUGUACUGGCACAGUGCUUCCUUCUAUGACACGGAUGGCGUCUACUCAGGAAUGGUCAACAAGUACCCUGGUUUAUUGGAACUCGUACGCAAAGCCCAACUCAGUAAACUCCUCCACCAAAUGCAGCAACUCUUCCCGGACGAGUACAACUUCUACCCCCGCACUUGGCUCCUACCGGAGCAGUACCAUCACUUCUGUGCCGACGUGGCCAGCCUCCAACAACAGAACCCUCGCGCCAAGCCCGUCUUCAUUGUCAAGCCUGACGAGGGAUCGCAAGGCGAUGGGAUCUACCUGAUCACCAACCCCCACCACAUGGGUACAGUUGGGCUGGUCCGUCGCGCGGUGGUGCAGGAGUACAUCCCCAAACCUCUCCUGCUGGAGAGAACCAAGUUUGACUUGCGAGUCUACGUACUUCUGACAUCCAUUUCCCCGCUGCGCAUUUAUAUCUGCCGGGAAGGAAUGGCGCGCUUCUGUACCGUCAAGUACCAGCCACCAACAAACCGCAACCUUCAUCAGGUCUUCAUGCAUCUCACCAACUACUCGCUGAACAAGAAGAGCGAAACCUUCAUCCACACGGACAGCACGGACAGGGGCAGCAAGCGCACCAUGACCAGCACGUUCACCGCGUUGCUCGCGCGCGGCCACAACACCAUUGCAUUGUGGGAAGACAUCCAAGCUGUCGUGGUCAAGACAAUUACGGCGAUGUUGCCGGACCUCCUGGUCGAGUUCGAAGCCGAGCUGCCUGCGAGAAAACCCUCUCCUUCGUGCUUCCAGAUCUUGGGUUUUGACAUCCUGGUGACCGAGGACCUAAAACCCAUCCUGCUGGAGGUGAAUGCCAACCCUAGCCUACGAUUGGACUAUGAGAAGGAAGUGGCACCGGGGGUCGUGGAAUCCCAUCCCAGCCCUGUGGACGAGGAAAUCAAGAUUAUGCUGAUCAAAGACACGCUGAGACUGCUGAAACCAGGCAGAGUGGGCCGGGAAACCAGACCAAGGCUCGCAAAACACGACAAAAGAGCGCCCCGACCAGAAACGCCCACUUCCGAUAACCCCGCCUCUGAAGAGGACAAUGACGAUGAUGAUGAAGAUGGAGGGGGCGGGGCUAAAGAGGAGGAGGGCGAGAGGGAUGACUCGUGCCUUGAGGAGAUCUGGCCGAGGAAGUUUGGCGAGUGUUACAGUCACCUGAGGGUGAUGGAGCACGUCGCGGGACUUUUCAACCGUUUUCUCGGGGUUAAAGGGGCGCACCGGAUGGGGGCAACAGGCUUCCGAAUGUUCAGCAGGAAAUGCAAGUUGUGCACCAACGGGAUCACCAUGGCAGGAAUCGAUAUCAUGUACAUCGACAUCACACGGCGCUGGAACCUGGACAACGCAGAAGGCGUGAGCGCUGGCAUGUGCUUCGGCGCGUUCCUGGAAGCGUUCUUCGCGCUGGCGCAGCGCAAAUUCCGCGGCAGCUCACUGCUGGACAAAGUCAGCGCUCUCGUGGAAAUCUGCCAGUGCAAUCUGAGCGGACUUGGGGCGUGGCCUGCCCAGCCCAGGCCCCACCAGAGACGACUACGCAGGCCGGAGAUGGUGAAACGUAGGGUGGGGCGGUGGCCGGCGACCGACGAAGACUGAAAGUUAAAAAACACAAUUUUGUGUUUUUCCGUUUGCACCAAAAUACGAUCCUUCAUUUCCACAACUCAUAUCAGCCUUCUUCCUCUAAAAAGUCACGAUAGUUAUCGAUCACUCAAUGUACACACAAUUGUGUUGAGAGGCGAUUUGAUAAAAGAAGUGUUGCAAGGAUUUAGGAGUGGCCAUUAGGUGCUGCACUGUGCAUUUGCCAUUGUUUAGUAUAGAUAGCGCCCUCUUUAGUUUGCACAGCCAGUGCAACUUGAAUAAAAGGUCAAAAAGUUAAAUCAUUUCUACCAGAUGCUGCACAUGAAAAAUGUAAUAGUUAUAUAAUAUGUGAUGUCCACUUUUGGUUUCGAUCGUGUUGAAAUGUAUCUGUGUACUAUCAUCUUGUGAAUAGAUUAAUAUUUCUAACUAUAAAAAAAAUUGUCAGGGUAAAACUACUUCCAUACAUUUGUGGCACAUGAACAAAGUGCAUUUUUGAGUUAACAACUACACAAGUUACAAGUUUUGACUUCCAAAUUUGUUUUUCGUGAUUUAAAUAUAAUUUGUUCCUUCAAUUGAAGGUUUGAAGAAGGAAUUUGUGCUUUUGGGGGGUUUAUUUUGCAAUUAAUGAUUCCGUUAAUAGCAAUUUGCCUAAACUUUUUUUUAAUUUUAACACGGGAAGAAAUUUCAGUCUUUUUUUGGAACACUUUAUGCAAAAAUUUCUGAGGUAUUUGAUAUCUCCAUUUCUUUGUUUCACUUAUUUGUAUAUUUUGUGCUAAUGUAUAAUUACUUAUUCAUUGGUAGAGAUGUGUCUUAUGAAAUGUUAAAUGUAAAUUUCAGAGAAAUCUGCAAUUCAUUUUUUUUUUAUAAAUUGUAUAAGUGGGGAGUUAUCUUUUCUUUUUGAAUAUUUACGCAAAUUUUGAAUAUAAUAAUCUGCAAAUUUUCUUAUGCAAAAUUACAAAUUGCAAGAUUUUACAUGAAUUGUAUCUUAUUCAUUAUUUUUUUAAAAUACAAAUUGUGCUUAUUUGUUAAAGCCCAAUAUCCGUCCCAUUAAAAAAAUUAAGAAUUUUUUUAAUAAUUAUAUUUAAUCCCAUCGGUGUAAAGAAUGUAGGAACUAUUUUUAAACACAGCUGCAUUUUUUUUAUGCACAUAAUGUAUGAAAUAUAUUUAAUCUUUUUGACAUUACAGUUAUGAAAGCGCUGCCAUGUAGUCAUUUUUUAACAGUCAUCUAUUUUUAUAAUAAAUUUUACUAAUACACCA